AUGUCAUUCAAACCGCACGAGUCAGAUUCACGGUUGUGGCCCUACGUCUACCCCAGUAAAUACUCAGAAGCUCCAAAACUACAGGAAGAGGAAAGGUGGAAAGACGAGAGGCAGCGAGAACGAGACAGGAAAGGGAAAGAAGAGAGGCUACGACCAAAGGAGGGACUCCAGAAAGAGGAGGUGAAGGAUGGCCAAGAGGGCAGGACACAGCUGCCCCUGGAGGAGCACCGAGGGGAAGGGAAGGAGCCACGACCCCCCCACAUACAGUUUCCAUCUUCUCUGGCCCAGCACCAGGGAUACAUGCAGUACAUGCAUGGACCUUAUGCCUACAGCCAGGGCUACGAGCCCAGCCACCCUGGGUACAGAGGCAUGCCCUCGGUUAUGAUGCAAAAUUAUCCAGGCCUCUCCUCCUCAGCCAUUGUUGCCAGUCAGCAAGCAUCUGCCCCAUCUAUGUACCCUCCUGCACGAAGGCACACCUGACUGACUGAUCUCCAUCCCUCUCAAAGUCAUGUGAAUGGGUCACAUGAGGAAGCAUUUCUGUUGUAACAUCAGCUCAAUGGUGUUUUGUGUAUGUUUGAUAUCUCUGCCUGGAUGUCCAGUUGCCCUUUGCUGGACUGGACUGGACCAAAAGGAUUGAAGCCCUCAUUCUGCUGGUCCUGCUGGUUCCAGGCGGUACUAUUGGUGCUCAAGUGUGUGGGCAGCAGAGAUUUUGGCUCAAAGACUGAGGACAAAGUGGACCUGGUGGGUGGAGACACAAGGAGAUGCUGAUGGUUGUUGGUGCUGGUGGGACAUAGGGUGGGUCUGACAGUUCUGAGCUGCUGUG
This is a messenger RNA of Amphiprion ocellaris (clown anemonefish), 823 nucleotides long. Its product is annotated as zinc finger protein 609-like. The transcript has 4 exons. The coding region runs from base 1 to 480 and encodes 159 amino acids. Gene Ontology annotation, cellular component: nucleus. The record is from RefSeq and is a predicted model, not a curated record. Gene Ontology annotation, biological process: regulation of transcription by RNA polymerase II. Lineage: Eukaryota; Metazoa; Chordata; Actinopteri; Pomacentridae.